AUGCAAGCUCGACGGUCCAUCUCGUCCUCGCAGCAUCCGCCCUCAUCGCCCCCAUUUGCUCCAGAGCACUUUGGCGAAGCGACCACUCCGCCUGAGGCGCGUGAAGCAGUCUCUCCCACUUGGACGGCCCCCUCUCCGGCUCGCACCCUUGGGCAUUCGAGUCCAGAGCUCCCUCUACUUCCGUCCUUCUCCGUACUAGGAAACAACCCGCGGACUCCCUCCAACGCUGCGAGGCACGAUAGAACCGAUACUUCCUACUAUACCGCCAGCUGGGGCAUUUCGACAAACUUCGGCAGCGACGACUUUGAAGAAGAAGCUUCUGGGCUCCAGUUUGGCCUUGGGCAUUUACUCCCGUCUCGGCUAGAUCUUCAGGAAGAGUCGCCGAACCAGUUCAAUCUCGAGCAUCUCAUACCCCGUCUAGAACGGAACGCCUCGCCAAAUCAGUUCACGCUCGAACACCUAAUCCGAUCUCGAUUACCAAACCUAGUAACACCGACCAAAGAAUCGCGAGCUUCUGGUACCACUCCCCGAGCGUCCGACACAAACCCUACUUCUCAAGAGUGGGUUGAACGGUUUCUAGAAGAGCGUUGGAACCGCGAGACAAACGACUGGCGAGAUAACAAUAGUGAUACUGAGGGAUCAAGUGGAGAACCGGAUCUACCAAUUGCUCCUCCGCCAAAAAGGGGACACAAGCAAAGGAACAACAACAAGACUCUGAACCAACAGGACUUUUGGCGACACUUUAGCAAGGACCAGAAAGAAGCACUCGGCAAGAUGAUGGCUUCCAAGUAUGCGGAUCCUGAGCCGUCACCGGCCAGGCAAAACUCGGGAUCAGGUCCCAGUACCACACAACAGACGAACGGGCACAGUGCAUCGGCUGAGAAGACGCCAGUACCGACACCUUCAAAAGCAGCUAAGCCGGCAGAUGAAACUCCCAGCAAGCUAGCGAGCAAUAAUGCAUCCAAAUCAAACCAGGAUCUAUCGAGCAAGCCACUCCCCGACACUCCAAACAAGUCGUUUCUGGCACCUCCAGGCGCGGCGCCUGCGCAAUCUCGAAUGCGUAAGAAGGUGAUUGUUAAAGGUAAAGGCUGCAUCAUUUCAAUACCGCGCGACAUUCCAAGGGGCAACCCUGGGUUCCCUCCGAGGCCGAUGAGUGCAGAGGCUGUGAAUGCAAAGCUCCGACAACUUGAGCAACAGGGUUACGACACUCGUGGCUUCAGUACUGGAGGUUUAGAGACACACAACCGAGCCAUCUGGCCGGCAGAGGCCGAUGUCCAAGCAGAACGUGCGAAUGCCGGUUCGCGGUACACUGUCCGCAUGUACAAAGAAUCUGAAUGGAAGAACUACCAGAAUUCUUUGCUUGAAGCCAAGUUGGCAGCACUCGGUGUCAGCACUGGUGGCGAGGAAGACAUUCCUCUCCCCUUGUCACGACAAGCAUCGUCACAGCAACACCCAGGGCAGGUUUUCUCUCCGCCAAUACCUACCUCUUCAGCUGGCAGCCUUCGUAUGGCCAGGCAAGGCAGCAUCGUAUCUGGCGCUUUUCCGUUCGGGCCUUCGCCUGGGCACAUGUCCCGACAGUCAAUUGCUUCUCCAGCUGCAUUUGCAGGGCCUUCGCCCGGGCACAUGUCCGGGCACAUGUCCCGACAGUCAAUCGCGUCUCCAGCUGCAUUUGCAGGACCGCGUCCAGGCAUGCACAUGCAUCGUCACUCGACUUUUGGAUCGCCUGCCAACUUUGCUCAGCAUGGUUACUCGCCCUCAGGUACAUGGUCGCCUGCUGGAUACUUCAACUCUCAAGACGGACGCAGCGGUUCCCCUGCUCUUUCUUCUUUGAGCCGACCUGAUCUUUCCGGUAUGAUCUCGCCACAUUCUCCAUUCGGCAUGAGAUCAAACCAGCAGUUUCCCAUUACGCCGACGCAGAGGGACGACUUCCAAUUGCAGAUGCAACUACAACAGCAGCAGCUACAGAACCAACUUCUACAGCAGCAACAGCAACAAGUCCUUGGAAUGCGACCAUCCUCCACAUUGGCCGAAGUACCCGAAGAUGAAGAUGAGGAAGACGAGGUUCCGGCGAUGAAGCAUGCCGCUAAAUCUGCACCGGAGAUCGCUGUACCGACUCCUCGCGGUCAUCGUCAUAACAUUAGCGAGAACCUUGAACGCGAGGCUGCGAACGAAGAGUAUCACUUGGAAGAAGUUAUCGACAAGCAGUUUGCGGAAGGAGGAGACUUCAAUACGGAGCCAGAGACUAACGUAUCCUACAAGCCCUCUAACGCCGUGGCUAACCCUACGUGGGAGGACUCGCGAACGAUCCUGCACCAACCUCAACCGCACAGCCGAGCACAUUCGCUCGCCAAGUCUCAGAAGCCUGUCUCCUUCUCCUUCCCCGCCCAGCAGAAUCCCCGCUCCGACAGCGACGGUGCGCAAACAGGCAUCUCGGAGAACACAAACCCCAGCCUGGAGGACGGGGAGGUCCGCAACCCGGCACAGAACUCUGCACAGCACUCCCAGGCCCCAUCCCAAGUCAGCAACUCUUGGAAGGACAACAAAUUUGCCUUCAACAAGCCUACGUCCGCAAUUCACAGCAAGCAUGCUUCGCGCUCGUCUAUCUCUAAGCUUAAUGUUGAGGCUAAAGAGUUCAAGUUCAACCCUGCAGCGUCUUUCAGCCCAGGAUCCUUCUCCUCGGGCUUCAGCUUCGCACCCGCAGUCAAGCCACCUACAGCAGCUGCUGGCCCAGACAACAACAAACCCAGUAUCGAUGGAUUGGCGAACUUCAACGUGUCGGCUCCUGCCUUCAAACCGGAUGCACCUGUGUUUAAACCAGAUGCACCAGCAUUCAAGCCCGUGGCUGAAGCGCCUGCGUUCAAGCCUGCUGCAGACAGCUCUCCGUUUCCCUCUGGUGGCUUCAACUUUUCAAGCCCGCCGUCCUUCAAGCCGGAUGCGCCUGCAUUCAACCCCGGAGUAUCAACCUUCAAUCCCAACAAGCCGGUCCCAGCUCCAACAAGUUUCUCAUCGAAGAUAUUCGGUGAUGUUAAUCUGUCCGAAAGCGACAUUGUCAAGCCAGCUACACGCUCCAAGGCGGUGCCGAUUAUCCGCCCGGACAACACGCGCCCGCAGACCCCUGAGACGGAAGGUCGGGAGGACCAUGAGGACGAGUCUGGCCGACCUAGGCAAGCUGAUGGCCGUGAGAAGCGAGUUCGACGUGAUCGUGCUGAUGGUGACGACGUACCCAAGUUUGCGCUCCAGCCAGUUCUUGCGUCGCAGCCUUUGGCCGAAGUCAGGCAGCCCAACGCUACUAAGCCGGAACCCCAAGUUGAACAGGAGGAGGCUGCAGAAGAUAAGGAAAACAUGUCGCCUGCGCGCAAGCAGACCAAGGCUCAAUCGAAGAGCCCAGAGCCUUUGUCACAGCCGAAGCAAGAGGUCGUCAUGGAUCCUAUUUCGCCUGCUCCAGAGAGCGAUCUAGGUGCAGACGACGAUACGCCUCAUGCAAGCGACGUGCCUACACCUACUACUGAGGAACCUGAGCCAUUGGGCAAGAAGCAUACUCACAAGAGCACUCUAUCAGCUAAUGCCAAACCCUUCGAGUUCAAGCCCCAGUUCAACAGUGCCGGCUAUGAUUUCGGCUUCCAUGUUACGAAGCCAUCUCAGGUCGAAGAUCCGGAGAAGAACCCAGUAUCUCCACCAAGAUAUGCCAGCAGGAGCCCUGCUACCACGUACAGGCCUAGCGAUGACGGCUCAUUCAAGACCGCCAUGGAAUCUGGCAGGCGUAAGGGUUACCCUGAGAGUGAAAGCGCUGAUUUCGACAACCUUGGUGAUGCUUCCUUCAACGACAUUGAUGCUGUUAUGAAGCACAUGGAUGGUGAAGGGUCGGACUUUGGCGUUGAGCGUGACGAGACUUCUUGGGAUCAAUCCUCGCCCCAGAGGACACCGAAUGUGUUUGAGCGCAAUGACCUGCAGCCCAACCUCAAGAUGCGCAGUGACGCGCCUAGCCCCAGCCCCCGCCGUGGAUUCUUUCCUGGACGGCCCAUGCAGGGCUCUGCAACAUCAGUGCAAGAUCCAUUUGACGACGAGCGGGCUGCGCUUCCAUAUGACUCGCCUGUACGUCGCCUGAACACUGUUGACGCCGGGCCUAUGAGCGAUUGGGACGAAGGCCUCCUUACCGAAGAUGAGUCCAAGGUCCAGACGCGCAGUGGCUUCUUUGACAAGCAUGUUGAUGACCUCAUGGGUCGUCUCCUGCAGGACCGCCUUGGCCCGCUAGAGCAAAACCUGCAAGGCAUCCAAGAGGCGCUUGCAAUGAUGUCGCAACGUCCGGGACGCGGCCGCCGUAGCAUGUCCACUAGCGCACGCCUGGACAGCGAUGCCGACGACGAAGAUGACGAUGCCGGCACCGACGUUGACUACCGCAACCGAUCUCGAGGAAAAGACAGGAGGUUGGAGAAGAUCCGAUCAAUCGUCAAGGACGCGCUUGAGAUGCACCAAUCACAGAUCACGUCUAUUCCGGUGCCCGUACCUGAGCCAAUGAUCCCAGAGAAGAUCCGGGAGAUCGUCACCGAUGCGCUUGCGCAACACCAGCCAUCUGUGCAACCUGCUGAACCUGUUCCUGCUGAUCAGAUUCGUGCAAUUGUCCAAGAUGCGAUUGCUUCUGCCAAGCCUGUGCAGGAAACUGUCGCUGAACCUCUCAAGCCUGAAGACAUCCGCUCUAUCCUUGCUGACAUGCUUGCAACCCAUGCUCCUCAGCCCGUGGAGCCGGUCAAGACUGAUGAUAUUCGAUCCAUUGUGUUGGAGGCGUUCGAAAUGCACGCUCCUCAGCCGUUGCCACCUCCAGUGCCUGAGCAGAUCUGGCCUGACGACCUGAAAGCAAUCGUUACCGAAGCUCUCGCGUCGCAGCAACAAACACCUGCCGUACAACCGGACACCAUCCGUUCCAUCGUCGCCGAAGCACUUGCAUCCCACCAACCUCAAGCUCCUACCACGCCGACUGCCGACAAUGUACAGCCAGAUAUGAUCCGUUCUAUUGUUGCCGAGGCCCUGGCGAACCAGAAGCCUGCUACUCUUGAGGCUCCCGUCGAUAUUCCACAGCCACAGCUUGAUAUGUCCGAGCUCUACCAAGUCAUUGGUAGCCUCAAGGCUUCUAUCGCGCAGACUACUAGUCACCAUCUCCAGGCUGACGACGUGCGCGAGCUCGUUGAUGAUGUUUUGAGCCGCCAUACCAUGGAGAUUGCCAAGCGUGAGGAAUCCAAGGCCAUCCAUGAGAGGGAUGUCCGUAUCGCAGACCUUGAGGAGAUGCUCAAAGAAGCCACUCUCCGUUUCAACUCUGAAGCUGAGGCCCGGCAAGCUAUCGAGGCCCGCGAGGUGGACUCUGCGCGUUUGCUUAAGGUCACUGAGGAAGAGCUCACCCUUCUCCAGCAGGCCGCCCGUGAUGAUGAGCACAAGAUUGGUACCUUGACCGAGGAGCGAGACGCUCUCCGUCGUAGCCUCGAAUCGUACCAGGCCGAUGCAUCCGAAAUGCGCGACAGACUGUCUACUCUUGACAUUGAGAACGAGCAGCUCAAGCUUACAAACAUCGCGUUGGAGAGCUCGGAGGAGGACCUCAAGAAGAGGCUCGAUUCCGUCACCGCAGAGAACGAGGCACUUACGUUUACGCUCGAGGAACACCGACUCUCCGCCAGCAAGUGGCGUGGCGACCUUCAGGACGCUCACGAAGAAGGAGAGAAGCUACGCAAGGCUAUCGGAGAGGCACGGUUCCAGGCCGAGGAGGCUACUCGCGUACGAGAGUCGAUGCGUACCAAGCUUGAGAAGCUCCAACAAGAUAUGGUUGCCGCUUCACAGCAGGUUGCGUCUGAGCGUGCUCAAUUCCAGAAACAUGAGGAGGCGUCUGCGACGAAAUAUGAGGUCCUCAGUGCACGCAUUGAAGCUGAGGGUCGCACACGGGAGCGUCUGGAGAGGGAGCUGGAGCGUUUGGAGACUCAGGAACGUGAGGGUAUGAGACUCAGGAUCCAUCUCGAGCAAACGCAAAAGCACAACGCCAAACUGGAGGAGACCAUUGAAGAGCUAAGGAAAGAGUCCAUGGAGCACCAGAGGAACGCCCAACGCUAUGAGCGUGAUAUGCGAGAGGCUAGGGAUGCUGCGCACGUUGAGAUCCGCCGCACCCGCGUGCUCAUGGAGGCCGAUGUCGAUGCAGCUAACAACCAGGUCAACAUCGUUCGACACGAGCUUGAGAGCGAGAUCGCCCGUGUUCGUGCCGAGCUCGACCAGGUUCGCUUGGAUGCUGAUACGGCCAAGGAGAAGCACGAGCUGGAUCUUGAGGCCGCUUCCGAUGUCAAGAAGCAAGCUGUGCAAGAAGCGAUGGAAAACAACAGACAUAGCCUACACGAACAGCAGCGUACCUUCGAGCGUCAACUUGAGCACAUCAAGCAUGAGCAUGCACGCGCCCUCGAAUUUGCCCGCGAAGACAAAGAUCGUGCCGAGGCUUUCCACAACGACAAGCUUGCACUGGCCGACUCCAAGCUCGAUCACUUCAAGGACAAGAUCGCGCUAUUGGAAGAGAAGCUCCAGGUCGCGAAGGAAGCCGCCAGCGCCGCAGUCGCAGCAGCAUCCAAAUCUCCUACGUCCGUCUCUUCAUUCGCUCCUAGCGGCGCAGAGAAGAUCUCGCCUCAAGCGUUGCGCGAGUCUAUUGGUGUACUCCAGGAGCAGCUACAAGAGCGUGAGGGACGUAUCGAGUCUCUUGAGCGUCAGCUUGAAGAAGUUGACACCGAGGCUCCUGCUAAGCUAAAGGAACGCGAUACUGAGAUCAACUGGCUCCGUGAGCUACUCGGUGUACGUGUUGACGACCUGAACGACCUCAUCACCUCUCUUGCGCAGCCAACCUUCGACCGCGAGUCCGUUCGUGACGCCGCAAUCCGUAUUCGCACAAACUUGCAGAUGGAGCAAUCUGAGAAGGAGCGUCUCAUUUCAGGCGGACAACAAUCCUUCCCCACCUUAAGCUCCCUCUCCAACUUUGCGUCACCCAAGGCAGUCCAGCUCGCCGCCGCCAUUGGUAACUGGCGCAAGGGCCGUGGUGAAGCUACAUCAGCUCUCGCAGGCACUUCGAUCAACACGCGUACCCAGACACCAUCCCGCGCCCAACCUCACUCCGCACAGUCUUUUCUCUCGGGUCUCAUGACACCGCCGACAUCCAACGCGCGCCGCACAUCUGAAGUCUCAUCAUCAUCGCAGCGCCCUCAGGCCAUGCGCUUGAACUCCAAUAGCUCGCGUGCCUCAACUGAAGCUGGAUUCCCUGCACUGGGCAAACAGCCUCGUACGCCUCCUCUCAUGAGGAAGCAGGCUUACGACCAAGACGCUGAAAUUGAACCUUUUAGCGAGAGCGGCUUCUAUGAUGACGAGAGUACUGUUGAUGGCGAGCUGACGCCAUUAGCACUGAACUUUGGGAGGGAACUACAACGCAUUGCUCGAGAAUACGAGUGGAUACCCGAGCUUCACACAAGUAGCGGCUCUAUCACACUCUACUUUUUGGAUGCUUCUGAAAUAGUUGCGUUCAACAAAAGCAGCGAUCCCUGGUUUUCAAGGACUAUUCCCUACUACGGAAACGUCACAGGUAAUCACUCGCAAAGCGAAGGUGCUGGUGUGCUAGGUUGCGUCAUAGAGCACACUCUUUGCAACCCAGAUCUCCCAGCAAGCACAGCAUGCGUCUCUAUCUCUACAGACGAUAGUUCUGAUGUCGUUGCAAGCGUUUGGACAAAUGCGCAGGAUCAGUCAUUCAUUCGUCCUUUCAUAUCAGCAUCAGUGCUCACUCCUGGCUACCUCAGCGCUUGGUACUUGCUACGCGGAGUAUCAACCCUCCUUUCUCGGAACACUAUCCUUGGGAACAUGCAAAUGUCUUACCUUUCCGAAGACCAAUGGCAAUAUGAGCAUGAAUACAUGUUCAAGGCAAACCUAUUUGCUGUGCAAUCGACGAUGGUCAACUAUGCACGAGGCUUCUGGAUCGGUGCAGAUACCAUCUGCGGGGAAGAGACUGAAUGUAAAAGAACAUGUUACAGCCAGAGAGUUAGAUCCUUGACGCACUAUUCCUUCAGGGUCUGGACUCUUGCUCUCAUAUUACUCCUCGGUGGACUUGUCAUGCUCACAUCGAUGUCCAUGGAGUACAUACUGGCUUCCAAACGCAUGCAGGCCGUCUUGCAGCGCUACCCAAAGCUCGCGUACGCCUACGCGGAAUGGUCAACAGGCUCGACAUUGCAGUUGCAACGAUUGGCGUACGAAAAUCUAGGCUUGGGCAGUUGGAAAAAUACACAAAAUGAUGUUCCGGUGACAGAUCCAGGCGCCAGACUUGCUACAUUGGAUACCAGCAACAUGAAGCAUGUUCGCAUGGUGCAACCAAGCGAGGUGAUGAAUCAAUUGCUCAUAGCUGAGGGAGAUACUCGUUAUAAACCAAACACUGGUUAUGUAAGAGUCUCUAGUACUGAGCAUAUAUAG
Molecule: messenger RNA, 8463 nt
Organism: Alternaria atra
Lineage: Eukaryota; Fungi; Ascomycota; Dothideomycetes; Pleosporales; Pleosporaceae
Exons: 4
Coding region: 1-8463 (2820 amino acids)
Cellular component (GO): cytoskeleton
Source: RefSeq, a predicted model, not a curated record